This is a messenger RNA of Symsagittifera roscoffensis, 556 nucleotides long. RefSeq lists its product as uncharacterized. The transcript has 3 exons. The record is from RefSeq and is a predicted model, not a curated record. The coding region runs from base 88 to 465 and encodes 125 amino acids. Lineage: Eukaryota; Metazoa; Xenacoelomorpha; Acoela; Convolutidae.
UGAUAAACUUAUUAAAUAGUUGAGAUGAUGGUUUGUUUUUUCUUUGAAUUUUCACCACGGAAAUGACGCGUUUUUAUUGGAUCAAAAAUGGAUCUGAGAUUGCCGUGCAUCCGCUUGAUGAAACGUGCAGUCAGACUGGCCAAAAACUGGCAUGCAGUUGUGCCAGCUGCGACCGAAUCGGAGAGAAAUCAUUUGAUGAAUUUGAUCAAAGAGGAGUUCUCUAAACACGCUCAAGACAUGUCUGUAGUUGAUAAUGCAUACAUCAAAUCGUUGAGUUCGAGACUGGACAUGAUAGAACACUAUAAGACACCCUUUGAGAGGCCCACACAUUAUGCGCAGCACUCGACAGUGUUGGACUUCCAUGGACUGAAGAAGCAAAAACAGAUUGCGAGUCAGGCCAAGUUGCCCAGCUCAAAACAGAACACCGCCAGUGCAGAAGACACGCAAACAACAAAUUCAGAUUGAAGUUUUCAUUUUGUACUAUUAUAAAAAUUUUUGUUUAAAUUUAAUUAGUUCGAAAAAGAAUAAUAUGGAUAUUAGUAGUCGCUUAUUUAAU